AUGACAAAAGAUAGUAUUGCUAUAAAAGAAUUGGUACUUAACAAUUGGCUGUAUAAAGAGUCCAAAACAACCGAAUGGAAGCAGCUGAGGAAAGAUGUUUCAACAACUGAGAUUCAUGCUGAUUUGUUAAAUAAUAAAGAAAUCCCUGAUCCUUUCAUAGACCGUAAUGAACGUGACGUUCAAUGGAUUGGUGAAAGAGAUUGGGAAUAUAAAGCCGAGUUUCAAGUAUCUGCCGAAUCUAGAUCAUUAUCCAAUCAUGAGUUAGUAUUUGAAGGUUUAGAUACAUUUGCAACCGUCUAUCUAAACGAGGAGGAGAUAUUGAAGACUGACAACAUGUUUCGUGAAUAUCGAGUAGAUGUCAAAGAUCAUUUAAAUUAUGUUGGCUCAAAUACACUUCGAAUUUUGUUUAUAAGUGCACUUCACACUGCAAGAAGUUAUGAAAAAGAACAUGGAAAGUUUAAGUGCUUUAACGGAGAAACUAGUAGACUUCAAGUUAGAAAAGCUCAAUAUCAUUUUGGUUGGGAUUGGGGUCCUGUAUUGAUCACUUGUGGUCCUUAUAAACCAGUCAAGUUAAUUUCAUAUAAUGCUCAAAUACUUGAUGCUUAUGUUCAAGUUGAUGUUGAUAUCGAGAAGCAAAUCGCAAAGGUAAAUUCAGUUGUCGAAUUAAGCGUUUCCAAGUCAGAGAAGUUAACAUUAGAAGUUUCUUCUCCAUCAGGAGAGAUAAUUAAAACAAUUAGCCAAAGUGUGGAUGGGAAGCAAGUGUCAGAUAAAUUCUCAAUUGAAAACCCGGAAUUAUGGUUUCCAUUCACUCAUGGUAAACAGCCUUUGUAUGAAUUUAAAUAUACUUUGAAUAAUCAAGUUAUAACUAAGAAAGUUGGAUUCAGAAAAGUUGAAUUGGUUCAAGAAACAUUUGAAGAACAACCGGGUUCUAGUUUUUACUUUAAAGUGAAUUCCGUGCCCGUUUAUGCUACAGGUUCUAAUUGGAUUCCAGCUCAUUCAUUUCAAACUUUAUUAAAAAAUUCAGAUUAUACUGAAUUACUACAAUUAGCGGUUGAUGGUCAUCAAAAUAUGAUUCGUAUUUGGGGAGGGGGUUAUUAUGAAUCUGAUUUAUUUUAUGAACUUUGUGAUAAACUUGGGAUUUUGAUUUGGCAUGAUUUUAUGUUUGCUUGUGGACAAUAUCCAGGUUAUCCCGCUUUUAUUGAAACAGUGUCAGAAGAGAUUAUCCAUCAGUUAAAGAGACUCAGAAACCAUUGUUCUAUUGCUAUUUAUGCAGGUAACAACGAAGAUUAUCAGGUAGCUGAAGAGUUCAAAUUAGAGUGGGACCCAGAAGAUAAAUCAGGAGACUACAGUAAGACUAGUUUUCCAGCCAGAACCCUUUAUGAAAAUGUAUUUCCAAAACUAGUUGGACAAUAUUGCCCUGAAAUUCCAUAUCAUCCUGGUUCACCUUGGGGUGGAAAUGGUACAGCUGAUAAAACGAUCGGAGAUUUACAUCAAUGGAAUGUUUGGCAUGGAAAUCAAGAAAAAUAUCAGGAUUGGUAUAAAUUAGGAGGUAGAUUUAUUUCAGAAUUUGGUAUGGAAGCAUUGCCAAGUAGAAAAACUUUUGAAGCAUGUAUAACAGAUCCAGAAGAAUUCUACCCACAAAGUCAAACUGUUGAUCAUCAUAAUAAGGCAGAUGGAUUUGAACGUCGUUUAGCCUUGUAUGUUAUUGAAAACAUAAAAGUUCAAGGUUUGGAUUUCGAUUCCUGGAUAUAUGCAACCCAAUUAAUGCAAGCUGAAUGUCUUGGUUAUGCGUAUAGAUGUUGGAGAAGAGAAUGGAGAGGAAAUGGAAAACGAUAUACUGGUGGGGCUAUUGUAUGGCAGAUCAAUGAUUGCUGGCCUGUUACGUCUUGGUCAAUCAUUGAUUAUUAUAAGAGACCUAAAUUGGCCUAUUAUUCAGUUAAAAGAGAAAGUAAGCCUAUUAGUCUUGGUAUGUAUAGAAAUGAAAUUAAACAUACUAAUGAAGCAGCCCUUCCUGUUUCAAAUGCUGGACCACCUCAUGACUAUUCCCCAGUUGAUUACACUAUUGACAUUUGGGGUUCAAGUUCAAAAACAGAAGAUCAACAUGCUGUUUUGUUAGUUGAAAUCUAUAAUAUUGCAACGGGGGAUAAGAUUGAAUCAUUCUCUAAAGAUGUUACCUUAAAAGGAAAUUCUUCUACUGAAGUAGUUGAGAGUUAUCCAAUCUCUAAUUCCAUACCUGUUGUUGUUCACAGUAGAUUUGUCUCAAAACACGACGGUUCUAUUAUUGCUAGUGCUGCUGAUUGGCCACAGCCUAUCAAAUAUCUCAAAUUCCCCUCAAUAAAUAUUGAACAUUCUGUGUUCGAUGAUUAUAUCACUCUAUCUACCAAUAAGCCAGUUAAGGGCAUUGAAAUUAUAUUAGAAAGUGAUUUGUUUUUGGAUGAUAAUGGAUUUGAUUUGUUUCCAGGUGACAUAAAAGAGAUCGAAGUCAAAGGAUUGAAAAAGUCAGAUAAAGUACAAAUUAGAUAUUAUCAUUAA
Molecule: messenger RNA, 2532 nt
Organism: Scheffersomyces coipomensis
Lineage: Eukaryota; Fungi; Ascomycota; Pichiomycetes; Serinales; Debaryomycetaceae
Product: beta-mannosidase
Exons: 1
Coding region: 1-2532 (843 amino acids)
Biological process (GO): glycoprotein catabolic process; carbohydrate metabolic process
Molecular function (GO): beta-mannosidase activity
Source: RefSeq, a predicted model, not a curated record